Molecule: messenger RNA, 996 nt
Organism: Plasmodium vinckei vinckei
Lineage: Eukaryota; Apicomplexa; Aconoidasida; Haemosporida; Plasmodiidae
Product: WD repeat-containing protein, putative
Exons: 4
Coding region: 1-996 (331 amino acids)
Cellular component (GO): Set1C/COMPASS complex
Molecular function (GO): chromatin binding; protein binding
Source: RefSeq, a predicted model, not a curated record
AUGACUCAAAUAAACAUUAAAGAAUUUGAUAUAUAUGCAGCUUUUCAAAAUGAGGGAUAUAUAUCGAGUAUAGACGUGCUAAACAAUAUAAUUGCUACAACAGAUACAAAAAAUAUUAUAAAAAUAUAUGAUAUAAAUGAAAAAAAAGAAAAGUUAACAUAUAAAAUUGAAGAUAUAGUUAUUAAUGAUAUUAAAUUAUUGAAAAGUUUUUUAGAAGGAAACGAAGAAACUUCCACAAAUUUUGAAAUUAAAGAAUGUUUAUUUAGCGCAUAUGAAAAUAGGAAAAAAAGUAAGAUAUAUCAUUUUGAUAUAUUAAACAAAAAAACAAUACACAUAUUUGAAUUUCCAAAUGAAAUUACUGAUAACAGUUUUGCAUUACAUCCUAAUACACAUAUAUUUAUAGUAUCAUUAAAAAGCAAAGAAUUGUUAAUAUAUCAUAUACAAAAUAAAUCAUUAUUAUUUAAUAUAAAAAUUCAAAAUGAACAUUGUAUAGCUAACUAUAAUAAAACAGGAAUUAUAUAUGCCUACACCCCUAAUAUAAAUAUGAUUUAUUUAUGUAGUUGUUUUGGAGAUGAUUAUAAUGAUGAAUAUUUUGCUAAUUUUGAUAUUUCAAAAAUAACAGACAAUAAAAAUAUAUGUACUCAUAUUGAUUUUUCUGUUGACGAAAAAAAAAUGCUUGUAGCUACCAAAUAUAAUAAUAUUUACACAUUGGAUGCAUAUACAGGAGAUUUAUUAUAUUCUUAUAAUUUUAAUUAUGAAAACAGUCCUAUAAAUUUGCCAUUUCACAUAUCAUACCCAAUUUACUCGUUUGAUUCGAAUUACGUACUAUCGGGCGGAAAAGAUGGGAACCUCCACAUAUGGGAUGUAAAUGGCGAUUUUAUAUGCAAGAAAGAAAUCGAAAAUAAUGUUUUGUUCAUUAAAUGGGUAUAUAACAGAGCCGCAUUUAUAACAACUAGCAACUAUUUAUUAAUAUGGCAAAUGCCAAGAAAAAAUUAA